Messenger RNA from Chiloscyllium plagiosum (whitespotted bambooshark), 5138 nucleotides. NCBI's taxonomy places the organism in Eukaryota, Metazoa, Chordata, Chondrichthyes, Orectolobiformes, Hemiscylliidae. The record is from RefSeq and is a predicted model, not a curated record.
CAAAAUAUCUGUUGAGGACCUCACCAUAGAUUCCCUCCUUUGUCCUUGAGUGGACUGACCCUUUCCCUGGCUACCCUAUUGCUUUUUAUGUAUGCAUGAAAAGCCUUGGGUUUCUCCUUAACCCUGUCUGCUAACAACUUUUCAUGACCCCUUUUCACCCUUCUAAUUCUUUGUUUAAGUUAUUUCCUAUUUUCCCUUUAUACUUUAAGGGCUUUGUCAGUUCCCAUCCUCCUAUACCAUUAAGUAUGCUUCCUUUCUCUUUUUGACCAAGGUCAUAACAUUCCUAGUCAUCCAAGGUUCACGUAGCAUGCCAUACCUAUCUUUCAUUCUCGCAGGAACAUGCAACUCCUGAACUCUUAUCAACUGCUGUUUGGAAUACUCCCACAUGUCCAGUGUGGUUUUACCCUCAAACAUCCACCUCCAAUCAACAUUCUCCAGUUCCUGCCUAAUAUUAUUAUAGUUCACCUUCCUACAAUUUAACACCUUCACCCGAGGACUACUGUUAUCAAUAUCCGUGUGUACUUGAAAACUCACGAUAUUAUGGUUACUACUCCCAAAAUGCUCCAUCACUGAAACUUCAUUCACCUGGUUUGACUCAUUUCCUAAAAUCAGGUGCAGUAUAACCCCUUCCCUGGUUGGACUGUUUACAUCUGCAUAAAGAAACCCUCCUAUAUGGUCCUUUAAAAUUCUGCCCCAUCCAAGCCUCUAGCACAAAGUGAGUCCCAGUCAAUAUAGGGGAAGUUAAAAUAACCCAGCACAACAAACUUACUGUUUUUACAUCUUUCCAAAAUCUGUCGACAUAUUCUCUCCUUUGUCUUUUGCUGUCUGUCGGGAGGGCCUGUGGUAUAUCCUCAGCAUUGUGAUUUCACCUUUUCUAUUCCUGAGUUCUACCCACUUUGCAUCACUGCACAAGUCCUCUGAUGUAUCCUCCCUCAACACAGCUGUGAGGUAAUCCUUUACCAGAAAUACAAUUCCCCCACCCCUUUUACAUCCCUUUCCAUCACACUUGAAACAUUUAAAUCCUGAGGCAUUCAACUGACAGUCCUGUCCCUCUUUCAGCCAAGUCUCCGUAAUCACAAAAAUGUCAUAGUUCCAAGUACAAACUAAUUACUAACUAAGAAGUAUCCAAAGUCCCUUGUCUUGCAGCUUUAUGCAGUUUUUCUCCAUUUAAAUAAUACUUAUAAUUCUUAUGCUCCCUUUUCCAAUGUGAACACAACUUGCAUUUUCCCAUUUGCGAACUGAUCGCUGAGGAAUCCCACUGGUCACAGUUCACCAACCUGGAAAAAAACCCUUAUUCCCACUCACUGUUUCCUACCCAUUAGUCAAUUCAAGAUGCCAGCAGAUGAUAGUUCCAUGCCGGGGCUUCUCUGCUCCAACCACUUUUCUUUUUUUUUCCUCUUUUCUUGUUAUUUUUAAUUUUCUCAUUUUCUUACUUCUCUUUACUUACCAUCGGUGGCAGUGAGGAAUCCAAGCGCAGUCUCAAGUGAGCCCAGCGCAGACUUCAGUGAGUUCAGCAUGGACCUUGUGGCAGUGCCAAUUAGGCCCAUGCAGACCUUAUGGCGGCAGCAUGUGAGUCCUGAUUUACUUUUCUGGGCGAUCUCAGACCUGGCAUCAGAAUUAGCGGCUGCAACAUCACAGGAGGUGAUGUAGGCCUAGUGGCAAAAGAUAGUGCCUGAGGUUUGGCAAUUUCAUUGUUGGCCGAGUCCGGUGAUGGUGGUGGCGAAAUAGUGGUGAAAUAGCAUCACAGUGACAUCAACGAGAUGGGUCCAGUGGCGAGGGAUGUGACUCUGACAUUGGCGGGUCUGAUGUAGGCAGCUGUGGCAUGUUUCAAUGUAUUACACAGGGAGUUACAAUGGCCAUGCUCUGGCAAGGCUAGACAUCUUUAGGUUGCAUAAAUGUAAUCAGCACAAAAUCAUUUGUUUGCAUAGCCUCUUGCUUCAGUGAUGCCUUCUUAUUUGCAGUCAAAAGUAUUACUGGAAGACUGCAAUACAGAUGCAAGACUGUUGGCUAUACUGUUGCAGCAAACAACAAUGUGUGAGAUAAAUCAUCAAGACAAUGAGGGUAUGACCCCAUUGCAUUGGGCUGCUUUUCACAACCGGCCGCAGCAUGUCCAGGCUUUAUUACAGAAAGGAGCUGACCCAACAUUGGUUGACAAAGACUUUAAAACGGCGCUUCAUUGGGCAGUGCAGAGUGGGAAUAGAGCCAUGACUUCUCUCAUUCUGGAUCAUCACCUGAGCCCAUCUAUAAUAAACUAUGAUGAUGAAAAUGGGAAGACAAGUGUGCAUAUAGCAGCAGCAGCUGGACACAGUGACAUCAUCUAUGAUCUGGCAAGAAUUCCAGAAUGCAACUUGCAAUCACUAGAUGUCGAUGACAGGACACCUCUUCACUGGGCUGCUGCAGCAGGGAAAGCGGAUUGUGUACAAUCUUUGAUGCAGCUGGGGGUGGACAGCAGUCCAAGGGACAUCAAUGAAAACACUCCUCUGACAUAUGCAAUGUACUGUGGACACACAGCAUGUAUCAAACUGUUCUCACAGGAAAACAGACCUGAGCCUGUUCGACAGCAAUCUUCUCAAAGCAACAAGAAGAAAGAGGGGCGCUUCAGUGUAUUGAACCAGCUAUUCUCCUGUAAAAAGAAACGGGAUGAGCAAAACCGUACUCUGAAAGAUAAAAGCAAGGAUAGAUGUCGAAGAGAUGAGACUUCUGAAGUUGAUGAUAUUAUAACAACGUUUGAUUCUAUCAUGGAUUCCAAUAAUAGUGAAGUAUUGGAGGAACAGACAGAGGAAUGCAGACUUUCAGAAACAUCUGCAGAGUUAGCAACUUGGAAACAACAGUCAUCAGACAGAAGACAAAAAGUUUAUAAAAGCCUACCCCCAAUACGGACACAAAGUCUCCCACCACUAACUCUUAGCAAUACUUUGUUUAUAAAUUCCCCUUGUAUGGUUCAGAAUGCAGACAGUAAGUCUAGUCCACAUCACUUAGCGCACCGGUCUCAAAAAAGCCGCAGUGAACAUGACUUGUUUGAGAACAGGACUAGCUCUCAGAAACUUUUGGAUAAUCCAUGGGCCAAAGAUACAAAUCACAUUUUGCCUCAUAAAUCAUGGACUACUCCAUCAAAGCUGCUGGAGGUUUUCCUGCAGGAAAGAGCCAAACAUUUGGAACUCUCACAACAUACUACUCUUCCCUGCUUACAGAACAACCUUCAAGGAAUAAAUAUGCAGCAGGAAUCCCUUGAGAAAAUAAAACUAAAAGAUUCAACUCCAGCACGGUCCUUCCUUGCUCCAAUUACUGAUUAUUGCACUCGUAAAUGUAAUUUGUCAUCUGACAGCAUGUCUCAGAAUGUGAAAAAAAUGAGAUCUCUUCCUCAGACUUCUGUAAGGACUACUGCAGUGAAUCUCCCACCAGCACUCCCAUCUAUGCCACAAAGGGAGGGGAUUGGUCAAAUUCACACACUUCUCUCAAAUAUGACAGGUGACACCCUGAGAUCCAAUCGUGUACUCCCUGCUAUCCCAUCUGAGAAGAAAGGUAUGCAUUCAAAAGAUUUGUCCAAGUGUGUCAUUGAAUCUCAACACAAUAGCCAAUAAAUUGAGGAUGUAUAUUUUUAAAACAUCUCCCCAUUUUUACAGUGAUUUAUGAAAUGAAAUAACUAUUCAGAAACUUCUUUAAUUCAUAACUUUUAACUUUAAAUAAGACACUGAAUUUUUUAAUAAUUUUAUAUUUGUGAGACCUACAGCUUUGUUAAAAAUGCAAUAAAUGGAUGCUUCAUUUGCAUGACCAAUGUAAUCAGUAUUUGUGCUAUAUGUAGCUUAAACUAUCACUUUACUCUGUACCCGAUUAUUAGGCACUAGUGUUUCUAAACUUGGAAAGGACUUGUUUGAAUCUGCAGUUCAAUGAUUGAUUUUAUUUUUGUUUAAAUGUUGGACAGUGGAAUUUUUAGUUUAAAUGUUGAACAGUGGAAUUUUUAAAAUGCUAGAAAUAUCUGAUCAAGAAAAAUGUGUUGACAGCUACAAUCAAAUGAUAACCCCGAUCUCACCUUCACUUGGUCCAUUGAGGUGCGGACGCAGAGGGAUAAAACUGAGACCUUUGCUGAGUACAGAGAUGUACUCAGAUGUAUUGAGAUUAACUCAGCAAUCUGUAAUUUUAAUAUGCUCCCAGUGGGAUUCUUUUUUGCACCCAGAUCACUUUGGAACGGAGUGAAGACAAAUGAUAACUGGAGGCCUUGCGUAACGACAACAGCACAGCAGUGUACACAGCAAAACAGGAGAACCAAAUCAGUACAAAGUAAUAAUUUAAAAGCCCUUCUGCCCAAAAUAGCAAUAUUGGAUGCAAAGAAAACAUUUCCAACACCCCAGUCAUUCUGGAUCCACCCGAUAUUGGCAAUGGUCCACUGCAAACUUUCCCUCAAUUCUCUAGAAUAAUUGCCACUUCAACAUUGCAUCAGACAGCAACUAAUAGACAUAAAUCAGUGCAACAAUCAGUAUCAGUAUCAAUCAGGAUCAAUUGUGAUGCAAGAGAGAUGAAUGAAUAACAUUAUCAGAAAAAAAAUUAAAAGGAGCAUUGAAAUUAGAAUUUUUUUGACAAAUAAAAAUACUUACAAUAUUUUUUGUUAGCAACCAACUAAAUUGAGUUUCUUUAUGCCAUGGCUCUCCAAACCUGCUACUUUUAUGCCUAUCUCCUGGCAAUGCUCCCAAAUUUCUCAAAAUCUCUAGUACUUAACUGUUUUGAUAUAUUGAAAUGGUCCAACAAAUUUGACACUACUUAUGUCAUGAUCAGUGAAAUUCCUCUCUGCAUCAUUUUAAUUUUAGGGACUUUAUUCAGUAUUUUCUGACCAGCCUGAUCAGAGACAUUUAUGAGAAAACCCUAGAGCAGGUGAGGCUUGAAACCCAGGCCUACUGGAUCAGUGUUAGGGACACUAUCCCUGUACCACAGGAGUCCUUCAGAGACAUUGUAAAAACAUCAAAACAGAGAAAAUCCACCUGCACAGGCUUGCUAAUUUGUUAAAAACACUGUGGAAUAGAAUUUUUACCUUGAUGUACAAAGUUAAUGUGCACAUCAGCAACGGAGUCUAGUCUUUGUUUGGUCAUGCAUCAUAUACAAUUGGACUGUUUGUCAGUGAUUGUCAGAUUACAAUAAAUACUUCC